AGCAGAAUUUCUACUUGAUCUUACGAAAAGUCUAUUCAUGAAGCAGAUAAUACUCUCUCCAACCAGGCACAAAAAAAAAAAAACCUGGACCUUUGUUUUACAAACAAUAUGGAAAUUAUCCACAAUAUAAAUAUAUCACUGACAAUAUUCUCAGACCAUAACAUGAUAUAACUUCCUUUCUGUAGGAUCUAGCCCUAGAAUUGAUGAUCUUUACCCCGCAACAUUUUAAAGACAGCAUAUCCCUGUCAGACACUGGACCUCAGCUUUUGGAAUCUCUUGCACAGUUCAGGAACAAGUUUUCUUGAGAUUAUCCUUUUAUAUAUACGUCCUUUGAUCUUUGGUACUGAGGUUUUUCGUAAUCUAAUGGUGAUCUCUGACUCAUAGUAGAUGGGUAUAAUUUGAGACACAUUGCUUUGAAAGGGUGUUUGUAACUGGUAUCUCUUUGUAAUUUGCACUUGCUCAAGUUAGGGUUGGCACAAAACUGAGAUGCAAAGUAGCCAUUCAUGCUGCAAGGACAUUAGUAAGCAUUCUUGCUGAAGAUCCUAAGGUAGUUUGCACAUUUAACUUUUUAAAAAGAAAAUGAAAAACGUCUUUAAUUUGGUCAGACAUAAUGUUAUUCUCAGCUCAGUGAAAGAAAGGGCUCAAGAGCUCUUCCACUUCACUUGGCAAACUUACUUAUCAAUUCUUUGGGAGAGAAGUGCAUCCUUUCUGUAUCAGGAGUUUAACAAGGCGACUCACUUGAUUCUGCACUAUUUUGCCCAGAGCAUCGAUGAUAUAUUUAGGCUGGAUUCCGACUUAAAUUUGAACGUCUGCUUGAUGAUGCUUGUUUAGGAGAGAUAGGAUCUUUACUACAACGAAGUUAACGUUAAAUGACCUUAGCUGUAGAGGUCUUGAAGUAAAUGUUUCUAAAUAUAUUUUUAUUAUUUAUUUCAUAAAAUGUAUUUGUAAAACUAUUCCAUCAUAGCUGAACAUCCAAUGACGCUCUCGCCACUGACCGCUAUGAUACUUGCAUAGUGCAGUGUUGAUUAUGAUGAUGGUAGCAAGGAUGUUGUUGGCACUCCGUCGCUUACGACGUCGAGGGUUCCAGUUGAUCCGAUCAACGGAACAGCCUGCUCGUGAUAUUUACGUGCAAGUGGCUGAGCACUCCACAGACACGUGUACCCUUAACGUAGUUCUCGGGGAUAUCCAUCGUGACACAGUGUGAUAAGGCUGACCCUUUGAAUGACAGGCACAACAGAAACAGGAAGUAAGAGUGAGAGAAAGUUGUGGUGAAAGAGUACAGCAGGGUUCGCCGCCACCCUCUGCCGAAGCCUCGUGGAGUUUUAGGUGUUUUCGCUCAAUAUACACUCACAACGCCCGGUCUGGGAAUCGAAACCGCGAGUCCGCUGCCCUAACCACUGGGCCAUUGCGCCUCCACAGGUAGCAAGGAUGAAGAGCAAUCAAAUGAUAUCUUUUCGAAUAUAGAAUAUUGAGUUACUUCCCCUGAAACGUUAUUGCUUAAUCUUCCUCAAUAAUUCUGUUGAUUUCCUGCUAUUGUUUGACACACAUCUACGUUUGUCAGCUUCAGUUUACAUUUACGUAAAGAAAUAGAUACAGCAUUCUUUGUUAUGUUUUCCUGUAAAUGCAAAUCAACGUUCGCCAUAAAGUCUAAAAAACAUUCUUGGAAGCAGUCACUGCCAAAUCUGCCUUAAGUUCUGACAACUUCAACAUAUUCUGCCACUUCCUAUUCGCUCCUCCUACUCCUCAUGAUGCAUUGCGCGAUAACAUCUUCCUCAUAUAAUAUCAGCUGACAGUGGAAUAGAAGAAUUUUUCAUUUGACGUGCAUCAAUAUUUAUUUGAGAGAUUAAAGGAAAAUGUUAUGCAGAACAGAUAUAACCCUGUUUAUAUGGGAGAAUUAUUGCAAAAUACUUGCUUUGAACUGAGAUUAAUGGCAAAAUUUCUCUACUGGAGUAUCUGGAUGAUUUUGAAUUCUAUUUAAACUUGGAUGACAAAAGAGUUUCCAGUAUUUUCAAAUACUGACAAAGGUAACAGUUGAUGGAAAUGUAACCAAAAUAUGUAGGAACAUAUGAAAUAAAAAAAAAAAAAACAAGAAAAGAUAUAAACAUUUGCAAAUUGCGAGAGGAGGAGGAAAAUUCUGGAAAGCAAAUUAGGUGAAAAGCUUAAAUGUAAAAUACAGUCUAAAAGAAUGAGUUUUCCUGAUGAUGUAAAGAUUGAGGAAGGAAAAACAUUAUACCACUGUGAUAUCCUUAAAAAGUCAUUCUCACAAACCAUUAACAAUCGUAUUCGUACAGGAGAAAAACCAUAUCAUUGUGAUAUCUGUGGUAAAAUAUUUUCUCGAAAUGAUCUCAUAACUAGACAUAUACGUAUUCAUACAGGAGAGAAACCAUAUUGCUGUGAUAUCUGUGGUAAAUCAUUCUCUCAAAAUAGUGAGUUAAUUUCUCAUAAACGUGUUCACACAGGAGAAAAACCAUUUUGCUGUGAUAUCUGUGGUAAAUCAUUCUCUCGAAAUGAUCUAUUAACUAAACACAAACGAAUUCAUACAGGAGAAAAGCCAUAUCGCUGUGAUUUAUGUGGUAAAUCAUUCUCUCAAAAUGAUCACUUAACUACUCACAUACGCAUUCAUACUGGAGAGAAGCCAUACAGCUGUGAUAUAUGUGGUAAAUCAUUUUCUCAGAAGGAUAGCUUAACUGUACAUAGACGCGUUCAUACAGGAGAAAAACCAUAUCACUGUGAUAUAUGUGGUAAAUCCUUCUCUCAAAAUGAUCAUUUGAAUAAACACAAAAGGAACCAUAUAGAAGAGAAGCCAUAUUGUUGUGAUAUCUGUGGUAAAUCAUUUUCUCAAGGACAUAACUUAACAAUACACAAACGGAUUCAUACAGGAGAGAAACCCUACAGCUGUGAUAUUUGUGGUAAAUCAUUCUCUCAAAAUAGUGUAUUAACUUCUCAUAAACGUGUCCACACAGGGGAGAAGCCAUAUCACUGUGAUUCUUGUGGUAAAUCAUUCUCUCGAAAUGAUCUCUUAACAAAACACAAACGCACCCAUACAGGUGAGAAGCCAUAUUGCUGUGGUAUUUGUGGUAAAUCAUUCUCUCAAAAUGAUCACCUAGCUAAGCACAAACGUAUCCAUACAGGAGAGAAGCCAUAUCACUGUGAUAUCUGUGGCAAAUCAUUUUCUCAAGCACAUAGCUUAACUAUACAUAAACGCAUUCAUACAGGAGAGAAACCCUAUUGCUGUGAUAUUUGUGGUAAAUCAUUCUCUCAAAGUGAUAAUCUAACUAAACACAGAUGGAAUCACAUUGGCGAGAAACCAUAUCACUGUGAUAUCUGCGGUAAAACAUUCUCAUAUGGACAUACACUAACUAGACACAAACGCAUUCAUACAGGAGAGAAACCGUAUUGUUGUGAUGUCUGUGGUAAAUCUUUUUGUCAAACAAGUCAGCUAACUAUACACAAACACAUUCAUACAGGAGAGAAGCCAUAUCACUGCGUUAUCUGUGGUGAAGCUUUCUCCCAUCCAUAUACUUUAACUACUCACAUACGCAUUCACACAGGGGAGAAACCAUAUCACUGUGAUAUCUGUAGUAAAUCAUUCUCUCAAAAAGAUACUCUAACUGCACACAAACGCAUUCAUACAGGAGAGAAGCCGUAUCAUUGCGACGUCUGCGAUAAAUCAUUCUCUCAAAAUAAUCACUUAAUUAGACAUAAACGUAUUCAUACAGGAGAGAAGCCAUACUGCUGUGGUAUCUGUGGUAAAUCAUUCUCUCAAAAUGGUGAAUUAAUUCGGCACAAACAAAUCCAUACAAGUGAGAAGCCAUAUCACUGUGACAUUUGUGGUAAAUCAUUCUCUCGAAAUGAUCUCUUAACAAAACACAAAAAUAUUCAUACUGGUGAGAAGCCAUAUCUCUGUGAUGUUUGUGGUAAAUCAUUCUCUCAGAUCAGUCACUUAACUAGACACAAAUACAUUCAUACAGGAGAGAAACCAUAUCAUUGUGAUAUUUGUGGCAUAUCAUUCUCUCAAAAAAGUAACUUAGUUGCACAUAUAUGUACACGAACUCAAGAAUAACUGUAUCAAUGUCAAAAUUCAGGUCUUUAAGUAUAUGACAGGAAAUGUACUACUUAAUUAUUCUUGGUCUAAUUAAUUCUUUUUUCCCCUUUA
Molecule: messenger RNA, 4156 nt
Organism: Octopus bimaculoides (California two-spot octopus)
Lineage: Eukaryota; Metazoa; Mollusca; Cephalopoda; Octopoda; Octopodidae
Biological process (GO): regulation of DNA-templated transcription
Molecular function (GO): DNA-binding transcription factor activity, RNA polymerase II-specific; RNA polymerase II cis-regulatory region sequence-specific DNA binding
Source: RefSeq, a predicted model, not a curated record